ACACACCUCAUCAUACUACUGAAGACAGACUGUUGUAUAAAGGCCUUGGAAAGAGCAGAUUAUUACCAGCAAGAGUGAACUGAUAACACCACCAGUCAGGAUGAGUUCCCUGACCUCUGACCUUAGCCUAACAGAGAACAUCACCACCAUCAUCCGACCCCCUUACUUCUACAUCAGUGGAUUCACAGGGAUCCCCCACAUGAAGUACUACUAUGUCUUCCUCUCCCUUGUAUACAUCAUCUCUCUGAUGGGCAACACCUUUGUCAUGAUCAUCAUCUAUGUGGACCGAAGUCUCCACAGUCCCAAGUACAUCGCAGUGUUCAACCUGGCCCUCACAGAUGUAUGUGAGAGCACGGCCCAGGUCCCCAAGCUCCUGGAUAUGUUCCUGUUCGACAGACAGUUCAUCUCCUACGACCAAUGCCUCGCCAACCUAUUCUUCGUCUUCAUAUUCCUCUUCAUGCAGUCCUUCAACCUCACCAUCCUCUCCUAUGACAGACUGGUGGCCAUCUGCUCCCCACUCAGGUACCACGUGCUGGUGACUCACAGGUCCAUGUUUCAGCUGACAGGGGCUGCCUGGGUUGGCUCUCUGUUUCCUAUGAUGAUUUCUGUGGGCCUCAUCACCCGACUCUCCUUUUGUAGGUCUGUGGUGAUCAACAGCUACUUCUGUGACCACGGCCCCCUGUUCCGCCUGGCGGCCCCCUGUUCUGACGUGCUCCCUAACAUCGUGUUGUCGUACUUAAUCCCCAGUUUAGUCCUCUAUAUUCCCAUGACCUUCAUCAUAGUAUCUUACAUCUGCAUCCUCCAUGCCCUCUUCACCAUCACACUGACCCAGGACAGACACAGAGCUGUAAAAACAUGUGUUUCACACGUGAUACUUGUGGCCAUAUUCUACCUGCCAAUUACUGUCACCUUCCUCCUCCAAUCCCUUAUUCCAACAAACCUGCGUAUAAUCAACCUCUCCCUGACCUCUGUGCUGCCUCCCAUGCUGAACCCUAUAGUUUACGUUCUGAAGACGGAGGACUUCAAGGAAACGGCCAAGAAGCUGAUCAGAAGAUGGUUUCGUAAAGCUGGUUGCUAUGGUCCCUGUGUGGCACGUGUGGUGGCGGGCCAGGAACAUAGUAGUCUGGCUCCUCUGCUCCACAAUGAACUCCUAGUGUAUGUCCUGCUGGGCCUGGCUUUUCUGGGCCAGCUGCCUGACUAG
Molecule: messenger RNA, 1201 nt
Organism: Esox lucius (northern pike)
Lineage: Eukaryota; Metazoa; Chordata; Actinopteri; Esociformes; Esocidae
Product: olfactory receptor 145-like
Exons: 8
Coding region: 101-1201 (366 amino acids)
Biological process (GO): G protein-coupled receptor signaling pathway
Cellular component (GO): membrane
Molecular function (GO): olfactory receptor activity; G protein-coupled receptor activity
Source: RefSeq, a predicted model, not a curated record